GAGUGUACACUCAGGAGACCAACCUAGAAAACAGAGAAAGGAAAGCCUUCUAGUUAUGAGUUCUGUUUUGUAAGUGCCUGACCUUGCAUCCCCAACAUCAACGGAUAUUCCUCUUGCAGGUUGCUGUUCUACCAUUCCCAAUGAAUGUGCGUUUUUGUUUUGUUUGGACUGUCUGUCUUCUCCUUUCACCACGGGGUCAACAAGAAGCCCAAGCCUUUCAGUGCAAUAAUGGAGUUUCUCUGCCUCCUGACCAUGUAUGCGACUUCACAGACCAUUGUGGGGACAACAGCGAUGAGCAACAAUGCUGGAGUUAUGGGAGGUGUGACUUUGAGGAUGGGCUCUGCGGCAUGACACCGGAUCAGAGCCUACUAUCUGGUUGGGUAAGAAGAAACGGGGUGAUUGGUCCGUCACCUCCAUUCUGGGACCACAAUGGCAAUGUAUCAGCCCAUUUUCUCACAUUGGUCUCCAGAGUGGACUCCAUCUUCUCAAAAUUAAGAAGCAGAAUUUUUCUUCCAACCAAUGACCAGCAAGUUUGUCAGAUAACCUUUUAUGACUUCUCCAGUCACCAGAAUGGCAAAUUGAUGGCAGGGUUUCAAACCAUGUGUGACGGUCCUAUCCAGCAUGUGUGGCAGAAAACAGAGGUACUCCAGAGUCACUGGGAGAGAAAUGUCAUCACCGUCCAGAGCUCACAGAAGUUUCAGGUUGUUUUUCAAGCUCAAAUGCAUGCAACUCAUGGACAAGAGGAAGUUCUAGCAAUUGAUGACAUUUCUUUCAGUUCAGGUUGCUUGCCUGCAGAUGAUGAGAUUUUACCAUGUCAAGAAGUGGCAAAAACCAAGCAGGACUUACGCUGUUCAGAUACGGAAACUUGCAGAGUUGAUUCGGCAAAUGAAGGCUUGAGACUGUAUCAGAGCUGUGGAUUUGACUUUGACAUGUGUGGCUGGGCAGCUGAGGCAUAUGCUGAGCAAACUUCUUGGAGGUGCACAAAAGCAAGUGAGGUCCCUUCACUGGACUCUGUGCCCUGGCAGGAUCAAAGUGGCAACAAUGAAGGAUACUUUGUGUGGAUGAGGGCCAGCCAGGCUUCCACUUUUGGACCUGCAGAGAGCAGUGCAUAUUUAAACAGCUCUAUAUGUCAUUGCAUGGGCAGGAAAUGCCAUCUGCAAUUCUAUUACGCUAUGGAAGACAGUGUUCUGAAAGUAAAGCUGUACAGUAAUAAGGAAGAAGAGCUGACUUGGACAUUCAAUACACCCACUCACAGCACAUGGGUGAGAGCAGAUGUACUGAUACCAGAAGAUCUGAGGACAUUUAAGGUUGCUUUUGAAGGCACAGUUUUGAGGCAGAGAGGUUUUAUUGGAAUUGGUCGGCUCUCGGUCUACACGUGUGAACAGACCCAUCUCCAGCAGCCUUGUUCUGUUCAUGAGUACGUUUGUGCCGGUGGCCAGUGCCUCCCCCGCUCUUCAGUCUAUGGCUCCGGAACGGAAGACUCCAACCUCAAUGAUGAAGACCCGGAGGCUUGUGCAGGUCAGCUCACCUGGGACUUCGAAUCCGGUUUCUGUGGCUGGGAACCAUUUCCCACAGAAGACUCCCACUGGGAAGUGGUGGAAAGGCGGGGUCAUGGAGAGCACCUGUUUCCUGAGGCUGGUCACACAGAGGGCACAAGCCAUGGAUCCUUUAUUUAUUUUGGGUCACAGCAAUCCACUGGGUUGGCCAGGCUAGGAAGUCCCAUCCUUAAGAAAUCAUCUACUGCCUCUACUCCAUGCCAGGUAAAGUUUUGGUAUCAUUUAUCAGAGCACACCUGUCUCUCUGUUUUUACAAGAACAUCAUUAGACGGCAGUUUGAUAAAGCAGAGUGAAGUGACCGGAUUCUCUGAAACUCAGUGGAGCCGGGCAGAACUGGAUCUCCAUGCAAAAGCUGGAGAAUCUACCCUGCCUUUCCAGUUAAUUUUAGAAGCUACUGUUUUCUCAUCGAAUGCUACCGUUGCUGUAGAUGACAUCAGUGUAUCCCAGGAAUGUGAGCUUUCCUGUGAGUCACUUCGAAGUACCAGCAUACAAAAUGAAGUUGCUGAUUGCGAUUUUGAAGCAAACAGCUGUGGGUGGUUUGAAGCUAGUGGUGGCGACCAUUUUGACUGGACAUGGAGUUCCCAAAGUGAUCUUCCUGCUGAUUUUGAGCAGCAAGCUCCACCUGGAGAUCACACUCAUGGUACAGCUCAAGGGCGUUUCAUGUUCAUUUUGAAGAAGAGCAGCAGCUUGUUUCAAACUGCUAAACUUCAGAGCCCAACUUUCAGCCAGACAGGGCCUGAGUGCACACUGUCACUCUGGUUUUAUAACUUUGGACAGUCAGUGGGGGCAGCUGAAUUGCAGCUACAUCUAGAAAAUUCUAAGGAUGACACAGCCCUCUGGAGAGUGUUAUAUAACCAAGGCAAUCAGUGGUCAGAGGCAACUGUCCAGUUAGGACGCCUCACUCAGCCCUUCUACCUGACACUGGAGAAAGUCAGUAUGGCCGUUUAUAGUGGGGUCUCUGCUAUCGAUGACAUCCGUUUUGAAAAUUGUACCCUUCCUCCUCCUGCUGAGAGCUGUGAUGAGCCAGAUCACUUCUGGUGUAGACAGACUAAGGCUUGCAUAGGAAGGCAUCAGCUCUGUGACCUAGUCGAUGAUUGUGGAGAUCGCACAGAUGAGACUGGCUGUGCACCUGACCUGCAGUGUGACUUUGAAAAUGGAAUUUGUAACUGGAAACAAAGUAUGGAGGAUGACUUUAACUGGACCAUAUACCAGGGUUCUACUCCAACACUGAACACAGGCCCAAUGAAGGACAACACAUUGGGUACAGCCAAAGGACACUACCUCUACAUAGAAACAUCAGAGCCACAGGUCUUUCAAGACAAAGCUGUUUUACUCAGCCCCAUCCUUAAUGCUACUGAAACAAAUGGCUGUACCUUCCGCCUAUACUACCACAUGUUUGGAAAGCAUAUUUAUCGUCUGGCUGUCUACCAGAGAAUUUGGAGCAAUUCCAAUGGACAGAUGCUGUGGCAGAUAUUUGGGGAUCAAGGCAACAGAUGGAUAAGAAAACACCUCAGUAUUUCCAGCAGGCAGCCCUUUCAGAUCCUGAUAGUGGCUUCAGUGGGAGAUGGUUUCACUGGAGAUAUUGCAAUUGAUGAUCUGUCAUUCAUGGAUUGCACCCUCUACCCAGGAAAUUUGCCAAUGGACAUCCCAAGUCCACCAGAAACUUCAGUUCCAGUGACCUUGCCUCCAAACAACUGUACAGAUGAUCAGUUUGUCUGCAUCUCUAGUGGCCAUUGUGUUGGAAAAAUUCAGAAAUGUGACUUCAGAUACGAUUGCCCUGACAAAUCAGACGAGUCAUCUUGUGUGCUGGAUAUUUGUACAUUUGAAGAGAGAAACCUGUGUAAAUGGUACCAGCCAAACCCAGCGAAAUCACUCCACGAUUCAAAUGUAUUCAGAUGGGGACUCGGGAAUGGGAUCAGUAUUCACCACGGGGAAGAAAAACACAGACCAUCAUUAGAUCACACGAAAAAUGCCACAGAUGGUUGGUACCUGUAUGCUGACAGUUCAAAUGGGAAGUUUGGUGACCUGGCUGAUAUUCUCACUCCUGUCAUCUCACUCACGGGACCAAGGUGUACUUUGGUGUUCUGGACAUAUAUGAACGGUGCCACAGUGGGUUCUCUCCAGGUACUCAUCAAGAAAGACAACAUGAUUUCCAAAGUGUGGGCUCAAAGUGGACAACAAGGGCCACAGUGGAAGAAAGCCGAAGUGUUUUUGGGCAUCCAUUCACAUGUGGAGAUUGUCUUUAGGGCAAAACGUGGUGUCAGUUACAUAGGAGACGUGGCGGUGGAUGAUGUUUCCUUUCAAGAUUGCUCCCCGUUACUUGGCACAAACAGGAAGUGCACUGCUGAUGAGUUCAUGUGCGCUAACAGGCACUGCAUUGCAAAGGACAAGCUGUGCGACUUUGUGAAUGACUGCGCAGAUAAUUCAGAUGAAUCCACGUUCAUCUGUGGUACCUCCAGUGGGCGCUGUGAUUUUGAGUUUGACAUUUGUGCCUGGGAGCAGGAUCAGGAUGAGGACCUUGACUGGAACCUGAAAGCUAGCAACAUCCCAGCUACAAGCACAGAGCCAGCUGUAGACCACACCUUGGGGAAUUCCUCUGGUCAUUACAUCAUUCUCAGAAGCUUUUUCCCACAGCAGCGCAUGAGAACAGCCAGAAUAUCAAGCCCACUUAUAAGCAAGAGAAGCAAAGACUGUAAGAUCAUCUUUAAUUACCAUAUGUAUGGUACUGGCAUUAGGGCGCUCCUCCUACUCCAGGUGACGGUCACUAACCACACAAAGGUACUCUUCAACCUCACUGAAGAGCAAGGCAAUUUCUGGCAGAGAAAAGAAUUAUCAUUGUCUAGUGAUGAAGACUUUCAGCUCAAAUUUGAAGGCAGAGUUGGAGAAGGCCACCACGGUAAUAUCGCACUCGAUGACAUUGUACUUACAAAGAGCUGUCUCCCAUCUCACCGCUCCACAAGGGAAGAAUCAGCUCUUCCCCUACCAACAGGCUUUUGCCCACAUGGCUAUGAGGAAUGUCAGAAUGGCCAGUGCUACAGUGCAGAGCAGAGCUGUAAUUUUGUGGAUGACUGUGGGGAUAACACGGAUGAAAAGGAGUGUGGUGGCUCCUGCACUUUUGAGGAAGGCUGGUGUGGCUGGAAGAACUCCCUAGCUGAAAACUCUGAUUGGGUUUCGGGAAUUGCAUCUCAUCAAAGCCAACGACCCCCCAAGGACCACACACUCGGAAACGAACAUGGUCACUUCAUGUAUCUGGAGGCCACCCCAGUGGGCCUUCGUGGUGACAAAGCCCACUUUAAGAGUGCUGUGUGGCAAGAAUCCAGCACUGCCUGCGCCAUGAGCUUCUGGUAUUUCAUAUCUGCAAAAGCCACAGGGUCCAUUCAGAUACUCAUUAAGACAGACAAAGGUCUUUCAGAAGUAUGGCAGCAAAGCAAUCCCGGUAAUCACUGGCAAAAGGCCACCAUCCUCCUGGGAAAAUUAAGGAAUUUUGAGGUCAUAUUUCAAGGUAUCAGAACACGUGAUCUAGGAGGCGGAGCUGCAAUUGAUGAUAUUGAAUUCAGGAACUGCACAACUGUUGGAGAAACCACUGAGAUUUGUGCAGAAGUCACAGAUUUUUUGUGCCAGGACAAGAAGUGCAUUGCAUCCCACUUUGUUUGUGACUACAAGCCAGACUGCUCUGACAAGUCUGAUGAAGUUCACUGUGGAUAUCAUGUAAGCACGGCAGGAAGCUGCAAUUUUGAAACAACCUCAGGAAACUGGACUACGGACUGUGGUCUCACCCAAGAUCCUGAAGACGACUUGGAUUGGGACAUCGGUAACACAAUUUCUGCUGAAGCCUUGAGCCCCGAUUCAGACCACACACCAGGUAGCGGUCGGCAUUUCUUGUAUGUCAAUGCUUCUGCCUUCAACAAAGAGGGAUCUACUGCAAGAAUCAUUACCUCCCAGUUUUUUCCAGGAAGCCUUGGCAUGUGUACUGUUCGGUUCUGGUUCUACAUGGUGGAUCCCCAUAUUAUGGGGAUAUUAAAGGUGUAUAUCAUCGAAGAAUCAGGACUAAACAUCAUGAUGUGGUCCAUGAUCCAAAAUAAAAACAUUGGAUGGACCUAUGCAUAUGUACCUCUGUCUAGUAACAGUCCAUUCAAGGUGGCUUUUGAGGCUGACUUGGGUGGAAAGGAAGACAUCUUCAUUGCUCUUGAUGAUAUCACUUUCACCCCUGAGUGUGCAUCUGGAGGACCCGCCUUAGCACAGCCAUCACUUUGUCAAGAAGACCAGUUUGCGUGUAUUUACACACUGCAGUGUGUCCUUGCCUCAGAGAAGUGUGACGGGAAAGAAGACUGUACAGAUGGAUCUGAUGAAAUGGAUUGCUCUCUCAUCCCCUCACCUCAGCUGUGCAGUAUCACAGAAUUCCAGUGCUCUGACGGCCAGUGUAUCCCUUCUCUCCUGCUGUGUGAUGGAGUGGCUGACUGCUACUUUAAUGAAGAUGAAUUCAGCUGUGCUAAUCAGAGCUGCCCCACUGGAGCUUUGGCAUGCAACUCUUCAGGUAGCUGUGUCCCAGCCCACCAGCGCUGCGACAAGGUUGUCCACUGCAAGGGCUUCCCAAUCGAUGAGUCCAGCUGCUCAGAGUGUCCAGUAAAUUAUUGCAGAAAUGGUGGCAUUUGUGUGGUAGAAAAUAUUGGCCCCAUGUGUAGGUGUGCACAAGGAUGGACAGGAAAUCGGUGUCACAUCAGGUCCAACCUUUCUACUGCGGAUGCCGUCUACGCCCAGAACUACAUAUGGAGUCUACUGGGCAUCGGCUUCGGGCUCCUCGUGGCUCACGUUGCUGUGGCCAUCUGGUGCUGUCUUGCACACAGAAGACCAGUGAGGAAAUCUGAGCAGGGAGGCACCUGUGCCUUUGUCAAUCCAGUUUAUGGGAAUUGCAUCAAUGCAGAGAAAACAGAGACUUCCAUCUAUUCCUUCCCAAAUCCAUUUUAUGGUGCAGCGUCGGGAAGCCUGGAGACAGUGUGUCAGAAUCUCAAAUCAUAACAUCAAAACUAUGCUUCAUCCAAUGUGUCUGCAGUAAAUUUCACUCACUGAAUUGAUUCAGUAUGAAGUAAAAAAGAAAAUAUUCAAAUGUUAGUGUGAUUACAACAUUCUGAAACAGAGCUUUUUACAGAUUCUUCGAAUGUUUCCAUGGAAUCACAGACAGCUCCUUAUCUUCAGUGUAUUUCUGAGUACUUUAAUAAAACAUUCUGCCAAUCAA
Messenger RNA from Meriones unguiculatus (Mongolian gerbil), 6789 nucleotides. It is a transcript of the gene Malrd1, whose product is annotated as MAM and LDL receptor class A domain containing 1. The record is from RefSeq and is a predicted model, not a curated record. Bases 141 to 6572 code for a protein of 2143 amino acids. Gene Ontology annotation, cellular component: membrane. The transcript has 40 exons. NCBI's taxonomy places the organism in Eukaryota, Metazoa, Chordata, Mammalia, Rodentia, Muridae. Gene Ontology annotation, molecular function: protein binding.